AUGCAGAAAUUCGGCUGCCCGGAGCGAUUCACUCAAAAGGUGCGUCAGCUGCACGACGGUAUGAUGGCGCGAGUCACGAACAACGGAGCUGCCUCAGAGACAUUCGCAGUGACCAGUGGAGUGAAGCAGGGCUGCGUACUGGCGCCUAACCUCUUCAGUCUUAUAUUCUCUGCCAUGCUGAUGGACGCCUACCGCGACGAACGCCCCGUGAUCCGCAUCGCCUACAGGAUGGACGGUCACCUGCUGAAUCAACGGCGGAUGCACUUCCAAUCACGCGUAUCCACAACAACCGUUCACGAACUCCUCUUCGCCGACGACUGCGCCCUGAACACCACCUCAGAAGAGGAGAUGCAACGGAGCAUGGACCUGUUCUCCGCCGCCUGCGAGAACUUCGGUCUGGUCAUUAACACGCAGAAGACGGUGGUGAUGCACCAACCGCCACCCAACUCAGCCACAGCCCCCAACGCGUCGCCGCAAAUCAGCGUGAAUGGGACCCUACUGCAAGUGGUGGAGAUCUUACCGUACCUGGGCAGUACUCUCUCCCGCACCACCAAGAUUGAUAACGAAGUCGCCAACAGGAUCUCGAAAGCCAGUCAAGCCUUCGGUCGUCUCCAAAGCAUAGUUUUGAAUCGUCACGGUCUUCAGCUGAGCACGAAGCUGAAGAUGUACAAGGCCGUUAUCCUGCCGACGCUACAGUACGGAGCAGAGACCUGGACGGUGUACACGAGGCAGGCACGCCGUCUUAACCACUUCCACCUCAGUUGUCUUCGUCGCAUCCUGCGGCUGAACUGGCAGGAUCGCAUCCCCGACACUGAUGUGCUGGAACGAACGGGAAUGCUCAGCAUCUACUCCAUGUUGAGACAAAUGCAGCUGCGCUGGAGCGGCCACCUGGUGCACAUGGACGACGAGCGGCUACCCAAACGACUCUUCUACGGAGACGUCGCGACGGGUUCCCAUCGUCAAGGAGGCACAAUUCGUCGAUACAAGGAUACCCUGAAGUCCUCCCUGAAGCUACUGCAAAUCAACCCGACCAACUGGGAAGAGCUCGCCUGCGAUCGUCCGGCAUGGAGGAGAACAGUGAAGACGGGCGCUGCUAUCCACAAAACCAACCGCAUCGCCGCCGCCAAAGCGAAACGCGAAGACCGCAAAUCACAACUUCGCCCAGUUCGCAACGCCGCCGCACAACCUCUCCCUACGUGUCCUCGAUGCCACCGGACAUUCUGGGCUCGAAUCGGACUUGUUGGACAUCUUCGGAUUAACUGCGCCCCUCGAACUGCACCAACCAUCGUCCCCCCGCCUGCCUCUUCUUCCUCCUCUCCGCCGCCAACUAACCCUGAGAAUUCUUCUGACUUACCACUUCCAUCAUCCUCCUCUUUCUCCUCCUCCUCCUCCUCCUCCUACUCGCCCACUGCUCCAACGGCGGCCGCUCAGGCGACUGUCCCGCGCACAGCAACCGACACUACCACCACCUCCCCCGAAUCCAGAAAUGAGGAUCAGGACUACACCUGCCCUCACUGCGACCGUAUCUUCACCUCACACAUCGGCCUGGUCAGUCACUUCCGAAUCUAUCGCACAGAGACUGGCGAACCAGUGCGUGAAGCACCAAUUUACACCCAUCGCGCUCGCCUCCACUGCCCACACUGCCCUCGAACCUUCACGCGUCGCAUGGGCUUUUUCGGCCUCAUGCGCAUCCACGAGAGCGGACUUGACCGCACUCCCGACACAUCCACCACAUCCAACACAUCCACCGUGCACACCCACUUCCUCGUUUCAUCCGUCCGCGCCACCACCACAACCACCACCGCCUCCUCUGUAGCUGACACUGACACCGCUGACUUCUCAUGUCCACACUGUCCACGCACAUUCACCGCACGCAUCGGCCUGGUCGGUCACUUUCGAAUCCAUCGCACAGAGACUGGCGAACCAGUGCUUGGAGCACUCACCUAUACCCACCAAGCUCGUCUCAACUGCCCACACUGUCCUCGCACUUUCAGGCAUCGCACGGGCCGAUUCGGCCACAUGCGCAUCCAAGACGAUCUGCGGUAG
Molecule: messenger RNA, 2046 nt
Organism: Spirometra erinaceieuropaei
Lineage: Eukaryota; Metazoa; Platyhelminthes; Cestoda; Diphyllobothriidea; Diphyllobothriidae
Source: the annotation of a GenBank genome assembly